UUUUGCUUAUUGUUAUCCGGUAUAGAAACCUGCAGUAAAAGACCACAAGGUAGCAGAGCCUGGAAGUGUCCAUUAUCUUCCCAUACCUGAUAAGACGGAGAAGUCUCCCGCUAUUUUUCUCUAGGUUUUGCUUUACGCUAAUAGGAAUGUCCGUUCCUUUGUUCAACCUUUCUCCUAAUUUGAAAGUUUCAAGGCUUUGUUUAGGAACAAUGACUUUUGGCCAGCAGAACUCUCUUCCUCAGUCCUUUCGUCUUCUCGAUCAAGCUUUUGGCACCGGAAUCAACUUCUUCGACUCUGCCGAAAUGUAUCCAGUUCCUCAGCGUGCUGAGACUCAAGGGAAGAGUGAGGAAUACUUAGGCCAGUGGGUUAGAAAGAGGAAGAUCUCCCGUGAUCUUGUUGUCAUUGCCACCAAGGUUUCUGGGCCAUCUGGGCAAAUGAGCUGGAUUAGAGAUGGGCCAAAAUGUUUAGAUGCCAGGAAUAUUACUGAGGCUGUAGAUAACAGUUUAAAGCGUCUGCAAAUGGAUUACAUUGAUCUUUAUCAAAUCCACUGGCCUGAUCGCUAUGUUCCUAUGUUUGGGGAAACUGAGUAUGAUCCGGUCCGACAGUUCUCUUCUGUCCAUAUAGAGGAACAACUUGAUGCUCUUGGCAGAGCUGUUGAUGCUGGUAAGAUCAGAUACAUUGGACUCAGUAAUGAAACGCCAUAUGGUGUCAUGAAGUUCCUUCAUUGUGCAGAAAGAAAUGCUCACUGCCCUAAGAUAGUAUGCGUGCAGAAUUCAUACAGCUUGCUCUGCCGAACUUUUGACUCUGGAAUGGCUGAGUGCUGUCAUCAUGAGAGGAUCAACUUGUUGGGCUACAGCCCACUUGCAAUGGGCAUACUUUCAGGGAAAUAUUUCGCUUCUGAUGGUGGUCCCCCUGAUGCUCGGUUAAAUCUUUUCAGAGGGAGAUACUCAGAAGGGGAAUCCCGAUACAACCUGACCAGAAACAUGUUAAAAGCAGCUAUGAUGGAAUAUCUUGGUAUUGCAAAAAAAUAUGGUCUUCAUCCUGUAUCUCUUGCAAUUGCCUUUGUCUUGAGCCAUCCUCUGGUUGCAAGUGCUGUAUUUGGAGUGACCAAACCAUUGCAGCUUCAGGAGGUAAUCAGUGCAUGCAAUGUUGAGCUCACAUCUGAUAUUAUUGCAGACAUCAACAAAGUUCAUGCUAAGUUUCCAAAUCCAUGUCCCUGAUCAAUAUUUGACAAUUUGACAUGUUGUAAUUUCUUCCUGAUAUGGAAGUUUUGAAAUUAGCUAGAACAAUACGCAUGCUGCUGUCAUAGCCAGGUAAGACCAAUUCAAGAGGCGAUGUUUCAAAGGCAGAUUUAGACUUUAGUUCUUCGUCUAUAAAUAUACCUGAUGAACUGCGAACAAGAUCAAGCUGGCAUUUCACUCAACCUUAUAAUGUGUUGGGCUGUAAGCUGACAGCAAUUUUAUAUGGAAAGCAUGUGCUGAUGCUUAACUUACCGUGGAAUUGAAUGAUUUGCUCUUCGGUA
Molecule: messenger RNA, 1522 nt
Organism: Theobroma cacao (cacao)
Lineage: Eukaryota; Viridiplantae; Streptophyta; Magnoliopsida; Malvales; Malvaceae
Source: RefSeq, a predicted model, not a curated record